Messenger RNA from Styela clava, 2756 nucleotides. RefSeq lists its product as uncharacterized. NCBI's taxonomy places the organism in Eukaryota, Metazoa, Chordata, Ascidiacea, Stolidobranchia, Styelidae. The record is from RefSeq and is a predicted model, not a curated record.
CCAAAAAAUCUCGCCUGAAUGCAGAAGACGUAUUGAAUAUUCGUAAUUAACUAAUUGAACUUGGAGGUGGAUGGAGCGACGUCAAGCUAUAUCUCAGUGGCUGUAGCAAAUUAUGAACAUUCGAUAAUGUUAGUGACUAGAACAGGUUUAUUAAUCAGUAAAAUACAGCUGUUGGUGAAAUAUAUUUUGAGUUUUUUUUUUUCAUGUAACAUUCACUUUCGAGCUAUAAUUCAAAAUUAAAUUAAUUACUCGGAAUCUAAAUAUGUGAAUAGUAUAUAUUGAAACGGUGAUUUAGGCAAGCGAUAAUAAAUAAGCAUAAGGGUCAAAAUGAUUAGCUAGGAAUGAAACAAUGUCACUCACCAGGCAUGAAGACGUUUAGAUUUUUAGAAAAUCUUGCAAAUACCAUAUAUAAGAGGAUGAGAAGCUUAAUUGCUGGAAUAAUUCCUAAAAUAAAAUGAGGUUGUGUUCAAACCAUCGGAGUAUUGUUAUGUGGAACUUUCACAUUAUGCAAUAUGUAUGUGACCCAGUUUUGAAUUAUUCGCUUUAAAUGCCCUAUUACACUCAUUUCGUAAUAUUUUGUUUUGUUGUUUGCCUGAAAAGGCGUUUUUCAAGAGAAUUCCCCUGUCAUGUAUUAUAUAUGUUUCUCUCAUCAUUCAGUACCAUACCUUUAAACUGACUGGAAAAAUUCAGUUGCUCGAUCAUAGGGGUGGGCUACUUUUUUCGGCUCGCGUGCCAAAAUCGGCAAAAUUUAACGACAAAAUUCUUCCGCGUGCCGACCAAAAAACAAUUCGUUGCUACGUUCAAAGAAAAGAUACACAAUAAUAAACCUUCUGAACAUGUACAGACAGAUUCACUAUUCUGGGAAAUAUCAGUUCGACGAAUAGACUUGAUUACUGUUCUUAUUCUAUAUCAGUGCGACUUCUGCUGCUGCAUAGCCGCUGAUGGAAUUUUACAUUGGGUACACUCUAAUAAAUAUUUACCGGUAAUCGCCCGGCAUUACAUAUUACUGGGAUAUAGUUGUGAACUUUUAAUGUGAUUUUAGGGUAAAGAUUACUAGAAUUUUCGGUAAAAUCGCUGCUUUACCUGUGGAUUUUACAGAAUAUACAUAAUGUAUGAUUUUCCCCCUAAAAUUUUUGUGUGAAACUUGUCGGUGUCACAAUAUCAAUUAUCUGAUUUUCAUCGCGCUCUCGUUGUCUCAGUCAACUUCAAUACACAAAAACAAACGCGCAGACUGACAUGCUUGCUCGUGACAAAAAUACAUGAACAGUAGCUCGGAAUAUCAAUCAAUCUCAGAACAAAAGAUUGCGCUGAAGGUGAGGUAUUCAUUCACAUUGAUUGCAAAACCUGCAGGCUGUAUCUUCCUUUGGUUUAGGCUAGGUUAACCCGAUUUAUCGUAUGCAAUAUUCAGGUAAAACUAUACACAGAUGUUAUACUAGUAUUAUGCAUCUUAAAUCGAAAAUCUAAAGAUGGUAAUCGAAUUAUGGUAGCAUAACUAAAAACUUACAAAUGCAUUUUAAAACUUUCCAAUGUCCAAAUUGUCCGAAAGUCCAAUGUUUACGGUCUAUGUUAUUUUUAGAUUCUAUAGGAAAAAGAUUCGUGAAUCGGUUCGUACGUUCGUAUAAUUUACACGAUAAGCGGAAUUCGUUAAUUGAUAAAAAGCACCCAAUAGCAAGCAUUCGUUACUUGAUCAACAAUUUUGUUUGCCAUUGUUCCAAUAUCUUAUUAAAGAGCAAUAGUGAAACUACGACUUUAACUCACGGAUAAAAGAAUUGUGGAAAGAUUAUUGAGGUCUGUUUUGAGCAUACGUUUAAAUUAUAUGAGAUAAUUAGAAUUGACAGAAUCCGGAUCCGGCCCGCGGGCCGUAGGUUGCCGACCAUUGGCGUCUCUUUACUUAAAAAGUUUCUGAGUGUUUGAGUUCCUGUUUAGAUUUAAAUAUUAGUUUUAAGACAAGACGUAUUAACCUGAAAAUUAUGCUUAACAUCGUAUAUUUUGGUUUCUUGAUGACGGCUGUAAUAGUUCAGAGUUCUCCGUGCACACGAAUUGAAGAGGAAGAGAAAUGUGUUAUACCUGUUCUUGAUGAGAUAGACUGGAACAGGCUGCCCGGAACAUGGUAUCUCACCAUGAAUAUAAAGGAUCCGGUUGAGCAAACUGCUUCAUGUUUUGAACUUCGUGAUAUCAGAGAUACUGACAGUGGAGUUUAUAUUGAGUUCCGGGAUAUUCAUGUAUUUCCAAACAAAUCAAAAAUCCACGGUACCGUACCAUUUCAUUGGAUCCACAUGCAUGAUUCAAUCGUGAAGUCAGAUGAAAAUUACGAACUUUUGUUCAUUGAGGAAAUUAAAAAGUACGGUGGAGACCAGGAAGCAAUAGCUGAUAUCAAAGAAGUGUAUAAGCAACCUAUGUCCUGCAUGACAGAUUACAAAAAUCAACUAAUUUGUUUUGAAUGUUAUGAAGACGGAACCAGACACGUUUGGGUACAUACCAAAAGUCCUCGACUGAAUGCAGAAGAUGUAUUGAAUAUUCGAAACGAACUAAUUGAACUUGGAGGUGGAUGGAGCGAAGUCAAGCUAUAUCUCAGUGGUUGUAGCAACUUGUAAACGUUGGAUAUUAUUGACUAAAUUAUUUAAUCAGAAACGAUAGCAGUUAUUUAAACAUACCUUAUUUUUCUUUUAUGUAACAUUCGCUUCCAAUUUAGAAUCCAUAAUUAAAUGUAUCACUCGCAUUAUAUACCGGUAUAUAAUAUACGAUGUUUAGAAAAA